This is a messenger RNA of Musca domestica (house fly), 529 nucleotides long. RefSeq lists its product as uncharacterized. Gene Ontology annotation, cellular component: mitochondrion. The record is from RefSeq and is a predicted model, not a curated record. The transcript is spliced from 2 exons. Lineage: Eukaryota; Metazoa; Arthropoda; Insecta; Diptera; Muscidae. Bases 89 to 433 code for a protein of 114 amino acids.
UUGGAUUUGACAUUUCGCAUCAUUUGCAGCAGAAGCACGACUAUUUGGCCAAGCAGCAGUGCAGUAGGUUUAAUCGAUUUUCACAAAAAUGGGUGAUAUGUCCAAAGCUGAAAAAGAUUUCUUGCUCAGGAAACAUGAGCAGACAAUGAAAUUGCGUGCUGAAUACCUUAAGAAUUCAACAAAUCCCUUCCGUCAUGCCACAGGUGAAGGCGGCACCAUCUUUGAUGCCGGUUUGGCCCGCUACCAAGCCAUGAGGGUCAGCAAUUUUGAACAUUUCAAGCCCACUGGUCAUGCAUUCCGUGUUGGAAUGGGUGUUGUGGUACUGCCAAUCAUUCUGUACGCUUGGGCCAUGAAGAAAGAGCGCGACGGAAGAGAGCAACAAUAUCGCAAUGGAGAAGUAGCCUACAAGGAUCGUCUAUUCAAAUUCAUUUAAGAAGCUAAUUUUUUGUUGAUAUUGAAGUGUGAAGCCAUCCGAGUAAAUAAACAAAAAACUAAGUGCAUUAGUGUAAUUAUGUAUUUCUAAAGGAAA